GCUGCGUCACUUCCGUCUCCAGUUGACUUCCGACGAUCAGCUGGCAAGCUCCCUUUGGCCGAAAUGGGUUUAAUCACCGGAGUGUGCGCUUUCCUAUACCACCUGCCACAAAUUUACAAAUGGCUGCUGAAACCGUAUUACAUCACCUCCUUCUUCAUGACCGUCGCCUUCUUAGUGGUCCGAAAGGCUCCCGGUUUGUGCGAGCACCUGGCGACCCAGCGCGAGGACGGCAACUCGUGCGACUUCGACUGGAGAGAAGUGGAGAUUCUCAUGUUCCUCAGUGCCAUAGUGAUGAUGAAAAAUAGAAGAGCAAUCACCUUGGAGCAGCACAUUGGAAACUUGUUCAUGUUCAGCAAAGUGGCCAAUGUCAUCCUCUUUUUCAGGCUGGACAUUCGCCUCGGCAUCCUCUACGUCGCACUGUGUGUCGCAUUUGUCAUGACAUGUAAGCCUCCACUAUACAUGGGCCCUGAGUACAUCAAGUACUUCAGUGACAAGACCAUUGAUGAGGAGCUGCAGAAAGACAGACGUGUUACCUGGAUUGUUGAAUUCUACGCUAACUGGUCGUCUGACUGCCAGUCUUUUGCUCCAGUCUAUGCUGACCUUUCGCUCAAGUACAACUGUGCUGGGCUGAGGUUUGGGAAGGUGGAUAUUGGACGUUAUGGAGAGGUUACACAGAGGUACAACGUGAGCACAUCCCCUCUGUCCAAGCAGCUUCCCUCACUGGUGUUAUUCCAAGGUGGGCAGGAAGUUAUGAGGCGUCCAGCAGUGGACAGUAAAGGCAGAGCUGUUUCAUGGACUUUCAAUGAGGAGAACAUCAUCAGAGAGUUUGAUCUCAAUGAGCGCUUCCAGAAGUCCAAGAAGCUGAACAAGAGUCAUGGUUUGAAGGAAGAGCAGCACAGCUGCCGGCAAGAGGAGGCAGAGCCUGAUGUGGACGCUCAGGAGCAAAACUUGGAGAGCAAGAAAGACAAGUGAAGAUGGGGAAGCGUGGUUCACAGAUCUACUGUAUGUUUUUUUUUUUUUGUUUGUUUUUUUUAAAUGUUGACCUGCCUUGCAGUAUUUUUUAAAAAUCCCUAAUAAUAUAGAAUGUAAAGUACUUUAGAAUUUUGUGAGUGGAAAAAGUGGGUCAGUGCACUGGUCUGUUUUGAAGUUGGCAGCCUAAUUGUGACCGUGCAAAACUAUUAAGCAUGGAUCAAGGGAGGUUUUAUCAACUUAUUUAAGUAACUUUUUUUUUUUGUAUGUAAUGUUUGUUGGUUGUGUAACAUUUCACUACUGUGUAAACCCGUGCAACUUUACUAAUGUCCCAUCAUUCAAAAGCAAAUUUAAAAAUGCAUAAAUAACAUUCAGCACACA
Phyllopteryx taeniolatus (common seadragon) is the source of this 1350-nucleotide messenger RNA. RefSeq names its product thioredoxin-related transmembrane protein 2a (gene tmx2a). Gene Ontology annotation, cellular component: membrane-bounded organelle. The transcript has 8 exons. Gene Ontology annotation, biological process: brain development. NCBI's taxonomy places the organism in Eukaryota, Metazoa, Chordata, Actinopteri, Syngnathiformes, Syngnathidae. Gene Ontology annotation, molecular function: disulfide oxidoreductase activity. The coding region runs from base 64 to 972 and encodes 302 amino acids. The record is from RefSeq and is a predicted model, not a curated record.